AUUUAAGAUACUUAUACCGUUCAAUGUUCUUGUUGCUAAGUGCCGCCUGCAUCUAGCUUGAAUCGUGGUAGGAGUAUCGGCCUACAAUGGGUGACGCACAGGCUCUUUUCUCGGCUUCACUUAUCUCACCGGAUAUCAUUCACUCUCUACCAGAUGGCUUCGCGAUCCGUCCGUUAGAGAGAGGCGAUUAUGGCAAAGGGUUCUUUGACUGCCUGCGCGUCCUUACGUGGGUCGGAGAUGUUAGUGAAGUAGACUUCAUCGAACGCUUCGACGAAAUGGUGGAGUCUACGGGUACAUAUUACUUUGCGGUCAUCGAGCAUGAGAAUCGCAUCGUCGGAACAGGCGCCUUAGUGAUAGAGAAGAAGUUCAUCCAUGGUCGCGGAAAAUGCGGCCAUAUCGAAGAGAUUUCGGUGGCCAAAGAGCACCAGGGGAAAGGGCUCGGUCUGAAGAUGAUUCGAGCUUUAGACUCGGUGGCUGUCAAUCUAGGCUGCUACAAGAAUAUACUCAAUUGUGGUCUACGUAAUGAGCCUUUUUACGUUAAGUGCGGGUACCAUAACUCUGGCAUAGAAAUGUCGCGCUACUUUGAGGCAGAGCGUGAUGAUUACCAUCGAGGCUGAGAGAGAGAGAGAGAGACGGUGGAAGCGCGAAUAUCAUAGGGAGGGUAAAUGUCAAAGAGGGCUUCUCCCUCUUCCUAGAUACCUAUCUAUAUCCCGAGAGGAACUUUACUGGUAAUAAGAAGGGGGUGGAGAGGGGGGGUUGCUGCUCAAGACUACAUACAUAAAUGUUAUAUUCUCAUUCAACAUGAUGCCAUUGGUAAUAAGACGCGAAAGCCUCUGGAG
Molecule: messenger RNA, 839 nt
Organism: Annulohypoxylon truncatum
Lineage: Eukaryota; Fungi; Ascomycota; Sordariomycetes; Xylariales; Hypoxylaceae
Product: acyl-CoA N-acyltransferase
Exons: 3
Coding region: 87-617 (176 amino acids)
Biological process (GO): UDP-N-acetylglucosamine biosynthetic process
Cellular component (GO): Golgi apparatus; endoplasmic reticulum; endoplasmic reticulum-Golgi intermediate compartment
Molecular function (GO): glucosamine 6-phosphate N-acetyltransferase activity; monosaccharide binding
Source: RefSeq, a predicted model, not a curated record